AUGGAGUGCAGCCAGAAGGACGCAGUGUGGCCACUGAGCGCCGUCCAGCGGGGCCUGCGGGUUCUGGGUCUCUGGUCCCCGUCCCAGGCCCGGCGGCUCCCCCAGCUGCUGGCGCUGUGCUGUGUGAUGGCCGCCCACGCCUUCCUGCUGCUCACCAACAACGGCAGCCUCAUCAUGGACACGCCGUCGGACCUGCCGCAGCUCUCCUUCACAGCCUACAACUCGCUCACCGUCAUCGGCCUCACAGCAAAGGUGGUGUCUUUCCCGCUGGAAGGCGCCAGGCUGUCGCGGAUGCUGCAGCUGCUGGCCGAGGCUCGCCGGCGCUUCCCCGACUCCGAGGGCCGCCGCGACCACCACCACCACAUGGCCCUCAGGCUGCAUCGUUUCCUGCAGGUGUCGUACAGGAUGAACUCGGCCAUGUGGACGGUCGCUCCUAUCGUAGCCGGCGCCAUCGCCUCGGCGCGAUCGGACGGACGCCCGGUGAAGCGGGGCUUCAUGAUGCCCCUGUGGCUGCCGUUGGACACGCAGUCGUCGCCCACGUACGAGAUCCUGCUGGGCGUACAGGUGCCGUGCUGCUGGAUCUGCUCGGAGACGUCGGUGCUGCUGGACUGCGCCAUGCUGGCGCUGAUGCUGCAGGCAGCCGCCGAGCUGGCCGUCCUCAACGACAGGCUCUCCGGCGUCGGCGCGGGGCGGGCCCCGAGUGCCGCGCUCCCCGCCUGCUACAAGGACACGCCUCCAGCAAAAGCUGAAGGAAAACCUGCCGGCGCAGCUGAGGCCCGAAGUCCUCUGUAUUCACAUGAUGAGAUGUUCCGCUGCCUCGUGGAGAACAUAAAUCACCAUCAGAUCAUUAUAAAUUACAUGCACCUGCUGCAGAUGCUUCUCAGUCGCGGGAUAUCUGUGUUACUCAUCUGCAACACCAUCUCCAUUUGCUUCCACAUCGUAGCGACAGUGGCAUUGCUGCAGGAAGAUAUUGAGCCUGUCGGGAUGACAAAGAUGGUGCUGGGGUCGACCCUCUAUGCUUACCAGACAGCGAUUUUGUGUCUGUUGGGGCAAAGGAUCACUACACAGAGCGAGCGGCUGCCCGCGUCGGCGUUCAGCUGCGACUGGCCGGCCGCAGACGGCCGCUUCCGCCGGCUGCUGAUCGUCUUCUGCGUCCGCUCCUCGCAGGCGCUCGUCAUCCGCGUCUGCGGCCUCUACUCGCUGUCCAGGGAGACGCUGCUCCAGGUGGGCACCACUGUCCCCAUAGCCUAG
This is a messenger RNA of Schistocerca piceifrons (Central American locust), 1251 nucleotides long. RefSeq lists its product as uncharacterized. Gene Ontology annotation, biological process: detection of chemical stimulus involved in sensory perception of smell; sensory perception of smell. Lineage: Eukaryota; Metazoa; Arthropoda; Insecta; Orthoptera; Acrididae. The transcript is spliced from 6 exons. The record is from RefSeq and is a predicted model, not a curated record. Gene Ontology annotation, cellular component: plasma membrane. Gene Ontology annotation, molecular function: olfactory receptor activity; odorant binding. Bases 1 to 1251 code for a protein of 416 amino acids.